Messenger RNA from Loxodonta africana (African savanna elephant), 3659 nucleotides. It is a transcript of the gene SCG5, whose product is annotated as secretogranin V. Gene Ontology annotation, biological process: neuropeptide signaling pathway; regulation of hormone secretion. Gene Ontology annotation, cellular component: secretory granule. The record is from RefSeq and is a predicted model, not a curated record. Lineage: Eukaryota; Metazoa; Chordata; Mammalia; Proboscidea; Elephantidae. Gene Ontology annotation, molecular function: enzyme regulator activity. The transcript has 6 exons. Bases 1404 to 2150 code for a protein of 248 amino acids.
AUAUUUCAGUCACAUCUCCAUUUAACACAAAAGCAGUGAAUUGUAAUGACUUCUCCAUAUUCCCAAGCAAAAAAUGAAGAAAACAGUGCUUAAGUAAAAUUCUGAAUUGAAAAACUGUGGAUAGUAAAUAUUAAGGCUCAGCACGGUCUUAGAGCCUAGCACCAUAUAUAAGUCCUGAUGACUUAGCAUGCACUGGAACAAGCAGGAGACAGCAUCUGUGGGACAGAAAGCUCUAGGGAAGAGUUGCUUGGCUUCAGACCAAAAGGCCACGUGCUCAUGAAUGGCGUGGAUUCCCUGGGUGGCACGAAUUAGCUAAGCAUUCAGCUACUAGCCAAAAGGUUGGUGGUUUGAACUCACUCAGAGGCAGAAGAUCUGCUUUUGAAAGGUCACAGCCUUGAAAACCUUGUGGAGCACAGUUCCACUCUGCACACAUGGGGUUGCCAUGAGUCAGAAUCGACUCAACAGCAACCAACAACAGCAUUCAUGGCAUAAAAUCGCCGUUGGUGAUAAUGGAUUUGCUGUAGAACGCUAAGGUAAAGAGCCUGGGGUUCUAACAUCAGGUUAGUCACUCUCGGAUCUCCUAGGUACCUGACUCAUCUCCAGCCCUUGACUAAUGAAAUUUAAAGUACAGUAUUAUAUGGCUUUACAGUUCAAAUUUUAUAUUUGAACACAUUUCAAAUGUUCAAAACUGCACAGAGUAGGUGCUCUGUAAACCAUUAUUAACAGAAAAAUCCUGAAUCUACCUGGAUAUAUUUUCUGCAAUAUGCUGUAAAUCCUGGGUCUCUUCAGGCCAAAGUUUCCUAGAGGUUUUCAAGUGCUCUUGAUGUAUUAUUAAUUUUUCCAGCAUUCUCUGUUAAAUACCUUUCCAGUGUUCCUGAUCAAUGAAUGGGGUCAUGAAAGCAGUAUGUCCCUUAUCACGUCAUUCCCACCAUUAAAAGUUCUUAGGACCUCUCAGCUUGUUUCUGUCACACCUACCAUUGCUUCUUCCCUCUUCAAGCCAAAGAAUUUUUUUUUUUACCUUUUUUUGGUACUUUACAUGGUUCACAGAGCAGAUUAGUUUCUCGUUAAACAAUUACUACACAUUAUUUUGUGACAUUGGUUGCCAACCCCACGUCAUGUCAACACUCUCCCCCACUCGACCUUGAGUUCCCCGUUACCAGCGUUCCUGUCCUCUCCUGCCUUCUUGUCCUUGCCCCUGGGCUGGUGUGCCCAUUUAGUCCCGUUUUGUUUUCUGGGCCUGUCUAAGAAUUUUGUAAGCUGUUCUAUAAUGGAGGAGGAGAGUCUGAAGGUGGUGUUCCCAGUGAAGAGGUUUGUAUGCUGUUGUUGAGAGACCCAUUUAUCCCCGGUUGCGUCCUGGCCAGGCGGCUUCCACCUGCUGGAGGCGGGGCGCGGGCGGAGCUAGGAUGCGGAGGGAGCUGACGCACGGCCACCCAGCUCCCCCGGCUGCCGGCGCGACCCCGACCGAGGCCCAGACCGCAGCAGGCUCCCCGGCCGCCCCUCGGUUAAAAAUGGUCUCCCAAAGGGCAUUUGCCCUGCUAUCUGGCCUACUGUUUUGGUUGGCAUUUGGAUGGACCCCGACAUCUGCUUAUAGUCCUCGGACCCCUGACCGGGUCUCAGAAACAGAUAUCCAGAGGCUGCUCCAUGGUGUUAUGGAGCAAUUGGGCAUUGCCAGGCCACGGGUAGAAUAUCCAGCUCACCAGGCCAUGAAUCUUGUGGGCCCUCAGAGCAUCGAAGGUGGCGCUCAUGAAGGUCUGCAGCACUUGGGCCCUUUUGGCAACAUUCCCAACAUCGUGGCGGAGUUGACUGGUGACAACAUUCCUAAGGACUUCAGUGAGGAUCAGGGCUACCCAGAUCCUCCAAAUCCCUGUCCCGUUGGAAAAACAGUAGAUGAUGAUGGAUGUCUAGAAAACACCCCUGACACAGCUGAGUUCAGUCGAGAAUUCCAGUUGCGGCAGCAUCUCUUUGAUCCGGAGCAUGACUAUCCAGGCCUGGGCAAGUGGAACAAGAAACUCCUUUAUGAGAAGAUGAAAGGAGGACAGAGACGAAGACGGAGGAGUGUCAAUCCGUAUCUGCAAGGACAAAGAUUGGACAAUGUUGUCGCAAAGAAGUCGGUUCCCCACUUUUCAGAUGAGGAUAAGGACCCGGAGUAAAGUGAAGAUGCUGCAUGGAAGCCCCCUCUGCCCCUUCGGCCUCAGUAUUGCUUCUCUGCAUGUGCUAUUAAAGCCCCUGUGAAUGGCAGCAGGUUUCUUCUUUAGAUGAUAAAAGCAGCUGUAUUUUUGAUAUUACCUUGUCAUUGACUUUGAUGGCUCUGCUUUCUGCUAAACUAGGAUAGAAAGCUUUUGCAUGUGUGUGGACCCGCAAUGAACAUUAAAAUGAAAAUGCAUAUGUCAACAGCAUUAAAAAAGCAAGACUGUGAAAAUGUCCUCAGAUAUGUUGCAGUUUAAAAUGGUGUCUUGGGCUCUACUAUUUUGGCCGAUUUUGUGAAAACCUGGCAUUUGAUUUUUAUUAUCGAGUUUAUCUGGCCAUUGGGCAUUAUUGCACACCUGUAAAUGAUAUUGUACUCACAGGAAGAGCUGGCCUGUUUCACUUGGCUAUAUCUUUUAAAAAAUAAUAAUUUUCAACUGGUGUUUAAUAAUUGAUACACAAUAUUAUGCACAGGUCUUAACUAUUCAAUCUGAUAAGUUUUGACAAUUGUAUACACCUGUGUAACCACCGCCCCAAACAAGAUAGAGAACGUUUCCUUCAGCUCAGAAAGUUCCUCCAUGCCCUCUCUGGUCAAUCCCUCCCCGUCCCCAAGAAUGAACUACUUUCGGAUUUUUAUGGUCAUCCUAAGUUUUUUUUUAAGUUAGUUUUGCCUGGUUUAGAAUUUCGUACAAAGGGAAUCAUUUACAUGAACUCUUUUGUAUCUGGAUGUUUUCCUCGUAAUGUAAUGUUGAGAUUGUUCUGCUUAGCAAUGGUUCAUUCUUUUUUAUUGCUGAGUAAUAUUCCAUUGUCUGAAUAUACCACAAUCCAUUGAUCCAUUCUCUAAGUAGUUGUUGUUUGAGCAAGUGAAUGAGGGAUCUUGAUGAUCUGAUGGGCAUAGACCAUCCUGGGCACUUGGAGGACAGCAUCAGUGACAGCAGAGAAUGGUUCGUUUGGUUGUCAUCAUGGACCCUCAGGGCCUAGGGGUUACUGAUGGUAAAUGGUCCCAGAUUGACCUGGUAUUUUUAUUGCUUUCUUUUUCUCCAUUGCUGUAUGCUUUCUGCUCACAGUGUGCCUGCUUAUGACAUUUCUCUUUCUAAGUUUUGCCUUCUGUGUUGCAACAGAGCCCAGAUAGCCAAACAUCUUAGAAUCAUGUAAAAAAUAACAGCAGAUUUCGAGUACUGGUCUGAAGUGGGCUGUAUUACGAGGACUGUGAUAUUGAUUUGGACUGCUCUGAGGUCUUUUCUCCCCUUCAUAUUUCUAGUUCCUCAGCCAUUACUGGACUAUAUCUUAAUAAAUGUUUAUGCAAGCAUUAGUGUGUGAAGUUUUUUAUUUACAGUGUUAUAAAAGCAAUGUCUUUGUUAAUAGUGCACCUUCGCAUACAUGAUCGUAUCUGAUCCUAACAAUUAUGCUGUGAAGUAAAUGGAGGCUGGAGUUCCCCCCCCCCACAAUAUUUUAUUGAGCUUUAGGUAAAGGUU